This is a messenger RNA of Jatropha curcas, 1120 nucleotides long. Its product is annotated as alpha carbonic anhydrase 7. The record is from RefSeq and is a predicted model, not a curated record. NCBI's taxonomy places the organism in Eukaryota, Viridiplantae, Streptophyta, Magnoliopsida, Malpighiales, Euphorbiaceae. Gene Ontology annotation, molecular function: carbonate dehydratase activity; zinc ion binding. Gene Ontology annotation, biological process: one-carbon metabolic process.
UCUUUGGAUAUUCCAUAAACAAUCACAAAGCUCUCAAACAUUAAUUCUGAGGUGUUAUAGCUGAUCAAUUUCAACUUGCACUAAUAUAUAGAUAUGGGAAAGCUAGCGAUUCAAUUAUUGUGUUUCACUUUCUUCAUUUCUCUUCUCUUUCAUGCUCUUCCAUCAUCAUCUCAAGAAGUCGAGGACGAAAGAGAAUUCAGUUAUGAAAAAAAUAGUGAAACAGGGCCAGAACGAUGGGGAGAACUUCAUCCGGAAUGGAGUACAUGUAGCAACGGAACGAUGCAGUCUCCUAUUGAUUUGCUAAAUGAAAGAGUUGAAGUGGUCUCCCAUUUGGGGAAACUUAAAAGAAGUUACAAGCCCUCCAAUGCCACUCUUAAGAAUAGAGGCCAUGAUAUGAUGUUGGAAUGGGAAAAUGGUGCAGGAACUAUUGAAAUAAACGGAACUGAAUAUGUUCUUAGACAGUGCCAUUGGCAUUCUCCUUCUGAGCACACCAUCGAUGGCGGAAGGUUUGCUCUAGAGCUGCACAUGGUUCAUGAGAGCCAAGAUGGAAAGGUUGCUGUUGUUGGGAUUAUGUACAUAAUAGGAAGGCCAGACUCUUUCUUGUCUUCUCUCACAGAAAAAUUAAGAGAAGUUUCCGGCACUGAGGAAGAAGAGACAGUGGUGGGCAUAGUUAAUCCAAAGGACAUCAAAAUCGGCAGCAGAAAGUAUUAUAGAUAUAUAGGAUCUCUUACAGUUCCUCCAUGCACUGAAAAUGUUGUCUGGACCAUUUCUAGAAAGGUAAGGACUGUAACUAAGGAACAAGUGGAAUUACUCCGCGUAGCCGUACAUGAUGAAGCGGACACAAACGCAAGACCACUACAACCAACAAAUGGUCGCUCAGUUCAACUUUAUAGGCCAGAAGAAUAUAAAGAACAUUGAAAAUACUCACAUAUACAAAUUAUACUGAUUAGGUAUAAAUAAAUAAGUUCAGUUCAUCAUUGUUUCUUUCCUUCAUUUUUCAUUCUUUUUGGCUACUUCAGUGUAAUAAUGUUAGUGAUUGCUUGUGUGCAUGAAGAGGAAUAAUUUAUGUUGCCUAGUCAUGAUUUAUUAAUUAAUAAUAAAAGUAUUAUUUUUAUUUUUA